CAUUCGAGGCGUGGAAUAAAAAACGAAAUCGAUCCAAAUCCCAGGUGGACCACAUCACAGGAAACGGUGGUGAUUGAAUGCCACCUUUAGCUAAUCCGCGUCUGUUGUGAACGGGCUAUUUCUCGGAAGGUGGGAAAUACAAGGUGUACUUUUAUGGAAGUUUUAAUAAUUUUACACGCUUUUAUUUAAUCUUAUUUUAUAAACAUAAUGCCGUCCGCUCCAUCUCUGUCUCCUCACUUUUCCUUUCCAUUCCAGCAUUCACACACUCCAUCUAAUGGAGCUUCCGCAUAUCAGUCUAAGGGCAUUUUGGUCAUUUCUCCUUAUCUCUUCCAUGGGCGUUCCAUGCUUCUUCGGAUCUGCCGCUCAUUUCUCCAACGAAACCGAUCGCCUUGCUCUGCUUUACUUCAAACAUAUGAUAACCGACGAUCCUCUCCAUUCCAUGAGUUCUUGGAAUGAUACUCUUCACUUCUGCCACUGGAAAGGUGUCACGUGCGGUCGACGGCAUCCUGAUAGGGUCACCGCCUUGAACCUCACUGACCAGAACUUAGUGGGCCCCAUUUCUCCCUACAUUGGGAACCUUUCCUUUCUCAGGAUAAUCAAUCUCGCAAACAACAGCUUCCACGGCACGAUUCCUGAAGAGAUUGGCCGUUUGCGUCGCCUGCGGUAUCUCAGUCUCACCAAUAACACUUUCACUGGUGAAAUUUCAGCAAAUCUCACCCAUUGUUCGAAACUCGAAGCCUUUUGUCUUUAUGGGAAUCAGCUGUCAGGGAGGAUUCCAACUGAGUUCGGAUCUCUAUUGAAUCUCAGAAGAUUGGACCUUGGUCACAACAAUCUUAUAGGAAGCAUACCACCUUCACUUGGAAACCUUUCGUCUCUCACUUACCUUUAUCUCCGAAGAAAUAGUCUGAAAGGCAGCAUCCCGGAUGAACUCAGCCGGUUGAUAAUCUUGGAGCUUCUUAGCAUAAGUGAAAAUGAAGUUUCAGGUACGAUUCCGCCACUGCUAUACAAUCUCUCCUCUAUUAAGUGUUUGGACGUAGGAUGGAACAGAUUGCAAGGAAACCUUCCACCUAACAUAGGCCUCACUCUUCCUAAUCUCCAACAGCUUUAUGUCGAAGGAAAUCAAUUCACAGGACCCAUACCAGUUUCAUUAUCCAAUGCUUCAGGGCUUUUACUUAUUAAACUUGCUAACAACAGUUUUAGUGGAUCCAUGCCUAUGAAUUUUGGAAGCCUCAAGGGUCUCACCAAAUUAUAUUUGGGGGGCAAUCGAAUUGGAAUUGGAAAAGCUCAUGAUUUGAGUUUUCUUGAUUCUUUGACCAAUUGCAGUAGAUUACAAGAAUUGGAUGUAGGCGAUAAUUGUCUCAGCGGUUCAUUGCCUGAAUCCAUGGGUAAUCUUUCAACUCAGCUGAGAAUACUCUGGUUAGGGAGUAACAGGAUAUUCGGAAGCAUACCAUCUGGGAUUCAGAAUCUCGUCAGCUUAACAACACUGAGAAUGGAGUACAACUCUCUUACAGGUACUAUUCCCAUUGGUGUUGGGAAACUUAACAAAGUGAGACAACUUUCCUUGGGUGGGAAUGAAUUAUCAGGGGAAAUUCCAUCUUCCUUGGGCAAUAUCACCCAAUUGUACAUACUUGAUUUGUUUGGGAACAAUCUAUGGGGAACCGUACCUUCAAGCAUUGGAAAUUUUACAUUCUUGCAGUUUAUACACCUUGGCAAUAAUAACUUGAGCGGUACCUUACCCAGAUCACUUUUCAGCAUUCCCUCUUUGACUGAACUCCGUGUUGAAAGUAACUCCUUUACUGGCGAUCUUCCAUUCGAAGUCAGUUAUUCAAAUGCUCUUGGAAGAUUCAGUGUUUCUAAUAACAAAUUGUCAGGCGAAAUUCCAAGCCCGCUAGGCAAUUGUCUCAGCUUAGAGUAUCUCUGUUUGGAUGGGAACUUGUUCCAAGGAUCAAUUCCUCCAACAUUUACUAGUCUAAAAGGCCUUCGACUCCUGGAUCUUUCACGCAACAACUUAUCUGGAAGGAUUCUACAAGGCUUGGAAAAGUUUGUUCUAGAGUAUCUAAAUCUAUCCUUCAACAAUUUUGAGGGUGAAUUACCAAAACAAGGGGUCUUCGGAAAUAUCAGUCGAGUUUCAGUGGUGGGAAAUAGUAAGCUUUGUGGGGGUAUUCCAGGAUUACAAUUGCGUCCAUGCUCUAAACAGGGGAAGUCUCUUGCAUCGAAAGUAAAAAUCUCAAUAAUUGUUUUGGUGUGUCUAAUUUCGCUAUCAUGCUUCUUUACCACUCUUUAUUGGGUAAGAAAGUUGAGAAGGAAGCCUUGUUCUGUGCCUUCUAUGAAGAAUACUUAUAUUACCGUAUCUUAUGCGGAUCUCUUUAAAGCAACGGAUGGGUUCUCUUCUACCAAUUUGGUUGGCACAGGGAGAACUGCUGCUAUAUAUAAAGGGUCUCUAGAUGGCUACAGAUAUGUAGUAGCAGUGAAAGUCUUCAACCUCGAACGCCGAGGAGCUAUGAGGGGUUUCAUGGCCGAAUGCGAAACCAUGGGAAAUAUUAGGCAUCGGAAUAUUGUUAAGAUCUUAACAUGUUGCUCAAGCAUUGAUUUCAAGGGUAAUGAUUUUAAAGCUCUAGUUUAUGAGUACAUGCCCAAUGGAAGUCUAGACAAGUGGUUGCACAGAGAUGGCCAGGAACAGCAGCCGAGGAACUUGAACUUUCUUCAAAGGCUAAACAUAGCUAUAGAUGUGGCUUCUGCUUUGGAUUACCUAGACCAAACAUCAAUCAUUCAUCGCGAUCUAAAACCGAGCAACAUUCUUCUUGAUGAUGAUAUGGUGGCUCAUUUGGGCGAUUUCGGGCUUGCUAAGUUAUUCUCUGAGGUUGCUCAAACUAGGACGGUUGUGAUAAUGGGAUCUGCUGGGUAUAUCGCUCCAGAGUAUGCGAUGGGUGUUAAACCAUCUACACAAGGAGAUGCUUACAGCUAUGGAAUCCUUCUAUUGGAGAUGAUCACUGGAAAGCAGCCAACUGAUGAGAUGUUUAAGGACAAUCUAACGCUUCAUCAUUUUGCUAAGUUGGCUUUGCCUGAACGAAUAAUGGAGAUUGUUGAUCCACGAUUGCUAGUAGAAGAAUUUGAACUUAUGUGUGACUGCUUGAUUUUAAUGGUUAAAAUUGGUGUGUGGUGCUCCGCAGAAUCUCCAAGAGAAAGAAUGCAGAUGAGAUACGUUGUUGCAAAAAUGAAUGAAAUCAGGGACUUGUAUUCAUUGAGACUACAGGUUAGGUUGCAAACAAUAUAUGAAGCUUCGUCCUCCUUCAAUUCUUACUAAGCGAUUAUUGGUAGUUAUAUUGAGAAAGAUUUCAAAAUAAAAUGAGUUUGUUGAAUACUCCUCUAAACAAGCUCUUGAUAUAUUUAUUCUUGGCCUAAAGAGUAUAUGCUUGUAUUGAUAUUGAAUAUUUGGGAAGAUGUGUUUCUUUCCCCUUGUUUUAUCUUGUGUUAGGGAAAGGGAGAUUGUAUCAUGAAUUUAAUAAGAAAAAAGACACCAUCUUAUUAUAAUAAGAAUAAUAUUAGGUUA
Molecule: messenger RNA, 3550 nt
Organism: Magnolia sinica
Lineage: Eukaryota; Viridiplantae; Streptophyta; Magnoliopsida; Magnoliales; Magnoliaceae
Product: probable LRR receptor-like serine/threonine-protein kinase At3g47570
Exons: 2
Coding region: 275-3304 (1009 amino acids)
Biological process (GO): hormone-mediated signaling pathway; protein phosphorylation
Cellular component (GO): plasma membrane
Molecular function (GO): protein binding; protein kinase activity; ATP binding
Source: RefSeq, a predicted model, not a curated record